GGAGCGUGGAUCUGUAUGGUAACUGGAUGCCGUAUCCAAAAUGGCGGCGCCGUUCAGUUCUAUAGAAUUUCCGCAUCCGAGAAGGGAAAAAAAAAGAGCUCCUGGCUUCCGUGUUACAUCCGGGGACUGCAUCCCGUGUGUUGCGCAGUGACCCUGCUGCGCAGGACUCCUUCCAGCAGCGACAUGUCCAGCAGGGUUGCCGUGGUGACGGGCAGUAACAAGGGCAUCGGUCUGGCCAUCGUCCGAGAUCUGUGCAAGAAGUUCCCAGGAGUGGUGUACCUGACCGCCAGAGACGUCGGCCGCGGUGGCGAGGCCGUGGCGUCUCUGUCCUCUGAGGGAGUGACGGCCAUGUUUCACCAGCUGGACAUCAACGACCUGAGCAGCAUCACCGCCGCCGCCGCCUACUUCAAGGACAAGUACGGAGGCGUGGACGUGCUCGUCAAUAACGCUGGGAUAGCGUUCAAAGUGGCCGACGACGCUCCGUUUGCCGUCCAGGCGGACGUCACCCUCAAGACGAACUUCUUCGCCACCCGAGACAUGUUGACUCACUUCCUGCCGAUCAUCAAAGCAGGAGGUCGCGUGGUAAACGUGUCCAGCUUCGUCGGCGUCCGGACUUUGAACAUGUGCAGCGCGGCGCUGCAGCAGCGUUUCCGCAGCGACGACAUCACCGAGGACGAGCUGGUGACGCUGAUGCAGCAGUUCGUCGACAAGACCAAGACGGCGGAGCACAAGCAGGCGGGCUGGCCGGAGACGGCGUACGGAGUGUCCAAGACCGGCCUGACGACGCUGUCCAUGAUCCUCGCUCGUCGUCUGUCCAAGGAGAGACCCAAUGACGGGAUCUUGCUGAACGCCUGUUGUCCAGGUUGGGUGCGCACCGACAUGGCCGGUCCGAAAGCCCCCAAGUCCCCAGAGGAGGGCGCCGUCACUCCGGUCUACCUGUCCCUGCUGCCGGCCGGCGCCACGGAUCCUCACGGGAAGUUUGUCUCCGAUAAAGAGGUCCAGGUCUGGUGAACGGGUUGGAAAACUGAGCGUUCGUAAAAAGCUUCAACACAGAGAAGAUUUUUUUAAACCCUAAAAAAACCAACAUCACAUGAGAAAAAAUAAUAAUAUUUUGAGUAUUACUGUAACACUAACGAUCCACAUGAAGCCAAAAUAUAUAUAUUUUUUGCAGAUAAACCAAACUGUGAUGUAGGUUAAACAAACCAAAUACCCCAAAUAAAUUAUAUUAUUCCAGGUGUGCGCGCGUGUGCGUGCUGCAUUAAAGGCGAAAAUAAUCAUCCUUUAAUUAUUUUAGGUGCUAUGACUAAACUUUUGAUUUGUUUCACGUUGCCUCUGGUGAUACGAACUUUUCUUUGAAAACAAAAACUGCCUUGUGAAACUCAUGUUCUAAAUAAAAUGUUUUUCUGGUAAAAAAAA
Scophthalmus maximus (turbot) is the source of this 1416-nucleotide messenger RNA. Its product is annotated as carbonyl reductase [NADPH] 1. The record is from RefSeq and is a predicted model, not a curated record. NCBI's taxonomy places the organism in Eukaryota, Metazoa, Chordata, Actinopteri, Pleuronectiformes, Scophthalmidae. The transcript has 7 exons. The coding region runs from base 16 to 1011 and encodes 331 amino acids. Gene Ontology annotation, molecular function: carbonyl reductase (NADPH) activity.